UGCUAGUGGCCUACUCCACUGAACUUGGCCCGGCAAAGGGCCCAAACACGGAAAGGAAAUGGAGAAGUUGGGAGUCAGAUUGCAUGGGACCCGAAUCUCUGGCAUCUUCUCCAUCGCAUUUAGAGGUUCCGGUAAUAAUUAUGCAUGAAGAGGGGGCAAAAAAAGUCAUCGCCGUCCUCAAUCUCAGAUUCAGAUUCACAUGCUACGAUUCGAAGAACUCAUUCCACAAUCCGCGUUUCCGGAUUGGUGCAAGGUGAAUUAUCCUUCUGAAUCUUUGACAAGAUGGAGGAACCAAGAGACGACAUUGUGCCAAUGGAGGCAUCAAAUCCUGAUGCUCCAUGGUGGCCAGCUGAUUUUAUGGAGAAAUUACAGUUGGUUUCUGCCACUUAUUCUACACAAACUUCAGACUCAAAAGAGUUAAACAAACAUGAGGUAGAGAGCUCAGCACCAGAGAGAGCAUCACAGAUUCUGUGGGCAACUGGAAAACUUGCUGAACCAAUUCCCGAUGGUUUUUAUUUUGUUAUUCCGGAAAGAAGAUUCAAAGAGCUUUUUGACACUAUCCCGUCUUUAGACGACCUUUUUUCUUUGGAUGUAGAGGGUCUUAGACCUAAUGUUAUUGUUGUUGAUACACUUAAAGAUAAAAAGCUUUCAAUGCUAAAGCAACUGACUCUUACUUUAGUGAAAGGAUUGAGUGCUAGUCCUGCUGCAGUUGUGAAGAAGAUAGCUGCAUUAGUUUGUGAUUUUUACAAACGGCCAAAGUAUAGAAGAAAUGCACUUGAUGAGGUUUCUCGUGCUCUGGAUAGUCAAGGUAUCCAUAUGCUCUGCCAGAUGAAGAGUAGGCACUACCAUUCCCAGGCAAUUUUGUUUAAAGUCCUUGCAGAUGCCGUUGGCCUUGAAUGUAAGCUUAUUGUGGGUCAUCCUAGGGAAGGAGUAUUGGAGCGGGAUUUUACAUAUGAACCUAUAUCUGUGACAGUUAUUCUAAACUCUGUGGAAUUUCUGGUUGAUCUUGUGCUGUCACCGGGAAAGAUGGUCCCUUUUACAUCACAUGCACUUUUUCUUUCUCACAUAUGUGCCAGCCGUGAUAUAAAUUCUGUGGAAAGCAAUUCAUAUUGUUCUCCUGUUGAACCCAACAGUCCUAUCUGUCUCGUCUCAGACCAACUCGGCAUUGAAGGAAUUUCCUCAGGGGAGAGCAUCCAAACUGCAUAUCAGCAUAAACUAGAAGCAUCAACUAAUGUGUCCACCCCGUCUCUAACAAACCGAAGGCUACAAUCACAGUCUAUAAUUGACGGCUCAUCACAAAGUGAACCAGAUGUUGCCCGUUCCUUUUGGUGGCACAAUAGGAAGAAAAACAUAUCUGAGCAACGGGCCACCAGUCCAAGUCCAGAGCACCACUUAUUUCGAGGACAGAGAAGAUCUAUUCUUGGGGAUAGGAAAUAUUCUAUCAAAGGAUACUGUGAUGAUACGAGUACAUCAAGAUCUGCUGGUGCAUCACCAAUAGAAGCCCGCAGGAGAAGACGGCGAUGCGUUAGCAUGAUUCCAGAGAUUGGUGAUAACAUUGUAAGGGCUGUGCGUGCAAUGAAUGAAGCUGUCAAACAAAAUCGCCUACCAAGGGAACAAGAUGUUUCAACUAAUGAUUUUUCUGCAGAGAAAAGAGAUGAUGAUUCCGAUAGCCAAGCAAGUGCUCUAAGGUUCCAUCCCAAUGAUCAUGAAGGGAUUAAUGACGGAAGUAGCCAAGCAUAUGUUUUGCAGAGGAAGCACAUAAAUUCUCAUAAAGCUAUCUCAUUGCCUUCAUCCCCUCAGUAUUUUAAAAAUCAGAUCCCCAGAAGGGCCGAUCGAUCAACAGCUUUAAAAAAUCCUCAUAUGAUCUCCAGAUUUGAUAAAGUACUGGAGUCUUCAAAACUUGUGAACCAGCCAUUAUUACCUUUCGAGGAGUGGAACAUAGAUUUCUCAGAAGUAAACAUCGGAAUACGUGUUGGAAUUGGAUUCUUUGGUGAGGUUUUUCGUGGCAUUUGGAAUGGGAUAGAGGUUGCAGUAAAAGUUUACCUCGAGCAAGACUUGAGCCAAGAAAAUAUUGAAGAUUUUGCCAAUGAAAUAUCUAUAUUGAGCCGUAUUCGCCAUCCAAACGUCAUUCUGUUUCUUGGUGCUUGCACAAAGCCUCCUCGCUUAUCCAUGGUAACUGAAUUUAUGGAGAUGGGAUCAUUAUAUCAUCUUAUCCACGCAAGUGGACAGAAAAAUAAACUCAGCUGGCGAAGGAGGCUGAAAAUGCUUUGUGAUAUAUGCAGGGGUUUGAUAUACAUUCACCGAAUGAAAAUAGCUCAUCGGGAUCUAAAGAGCGCAAAUUGCCUUGUAAAUAAACACUGGAAGGUCAAGAUUUGUGACUUUGGGCUCUCUAGGUUACUGACUACAAAACCAAUGAGAGAUUCUUCAGCUGCCGGAACUCCAGAAUGGAUGGCCCCAGAACUCAUUCGUAAUGAACCCUUUACUGAAAAAUGUGACAUUUUUAGCCUUGGUGUUAUAAUAUGGGAGCUCUACACACUUAACAGACCGUGGGAAGGCAAUCCAUCUGUCCAGGUAGUAUAUGCUGUUGCUAAUGAUGGGAAACGGUUGGAUAUCCCUGAUGGUCCCGUGGGAAAGCUUAUAUCAGAUUGCUGGGUGGAACAACCGGAUGAAAGGCCCGAUAGUUUGCAAGUUCUGUCGCGCUUGCUUGAACUUGAGCAUCCCGUUUCCUAAUCGAUUCUUCCCGUUUCUAUGGACGAGCAAAUAAUGAGCUUUGAGAGGAAUUUGUGAAUAUAAUAAUGGGGUGGUAUUAUGCAUUGAUGUCAAGAUUUUGCAAUUGUUUUUUUGAUAGGCUGAUAUCUUGUAUACAUAAUACUGAGUACAAAACAUUCUCUAUAUAUAUCUUUUUCUAAGAUAAACAGAUCAUAUUAGU
Molecule: messenger RNA, 2929 nt
Organism: Cuscuta campestris
Lineage: Eukaryota; Viridiplantae; Streptophyta; Magnoliopsida; Solanales; Convolvulaceae
Source: the annotation of a GenBank genome assembly